Messenger RNA from Alternaria atra, 639 nucleotides. RefSeq lists its product as uncharacterized. The record is from RefSeq and is a predicted model, not a curated record. The transcript is spliced from 3 exons. The coding region runs from base 1 to 639 and encodes 212 amino acids. NCBI's taxonomy places the organism in Eukaryota, Fungi, Ascomycota, Dothideomycetes, Pleosporales, Pleosporaceae.
AUGGCGCAACGACCGGUAUUUUGGCAGAAGCGCGUUCUCGUACCCUUCUGGAUAGUGCGAAUAUGCAUCAUGAUCUUGAUCAUUGCAGCAUAUGGAUAUUCGCUGCGGACUGUAAAUGAUCUGGAGGAUGUCAUCAAACCAUCUGUUGGAUCAGUCGUUGUCUUCAUGCUCUUCAUCGUUAUAGUACUGCUUAUCGACGUUCUCGCGAUCCUCCUCUUCCUGCGUGAUGGGCUGAAACCGGGCACUUUCCUCACCAUGAAUUGUUUCCAGACUGGGUUCUGGGCCGGCGUUUUGAUCAUGGACUUUGUCGCCAUAGGCCAGGGCGCCAGCGCAGUAGGAAUUGGAUUCAGCAUCUUCGUAUUCCUUACCUUCCUGGGUCUCCUCAUCUACGCAAUUGUCGGUUACCGUCGCGCGAAAGCAGAAGCCCAACGAGGCCAGUAUGCGCCAGCGCAUAACCCAUUGCAGUCAGCGCCCGCAACGCAAUCAUCCCCGUAUAACAGCCUACCCGAGUACCAGCAAAAUACCGCAUACCAUUCGCAGACACAGCUUGAUAUGCACAACCAAUACCUUCCACCAUACCAGAGUGGUGCUGCGACGGACUACUACCAGCAGCCCGUAAAGCCCGCGCAUAUAGUAUGA